AUGCUGGACUGGCUCAGAGGUCUUGCGGAGGAAGGGCGAAUCGGCGCCAUUGAAAGGAAAAAGGAGGAGAGGCAACGGUUGGUCGAGUUCGAUACGAUACGACAGGGCGUCCCGAAUGGAUGGGGACGCCUCUAUGGGUUUCGGGAACGUGAUUGUGCAGAGGUGUCAAAUGGCUGUGAAUCGACGUGCUGCGAAUUCUUUUUCCGUCUCCGGAGUUCCUGGCGUGGACCAGGCUCGUGGGCCAAGGGACAAGAGGACCUCCCAGCACCGAGCAAUUUUCCACAUUUCCGCUUCCCUCCUCUUCUCCUUCUCCCUCUCCGCCUCAGUCGAUUCGUUCGCAAUCUCAACCUCGAAUCCAAGCUCAUCCUCCGCCACACGAAUCUGACCCACCCUCUCACUCCCUCGAAAUGGAACAAAACCCCCUCCAAAGCCUCGGGCGUACGCGAGCUGUUGGUGUACGUUUUUAUAGGGAGGGCAGUCCCUGCGUAUACGAUUGCGGGCGGUCGCCCGUUGAGAGGGAGAGGCGUGUCGAUUUUCCCUGAGCCUGUAAUGGAGGGGGAGUUGAACGAAGGAAAUCCUUCAUUACUACGCGAAGACCUCCUUCGCACAAGAUUCAACAAUACGUACUAUGGCAAUGCAGAGUUGAAUGAAGGAAACACUUCACUACUACGCGAAGACCUCCUUCGCACAAGGUGUAGGCUUGUAGAGGCGCGAAAUGGCGAGACAGAGCUGACUGACAAAUGUGAGGUCGACGGAUCUGUAGGAGCUCCAAUUGCAAUCGCACCUGGACGAGCUGCGGGGCUGGAACGUCAUUACAAACGAAUCGCCGCUUUACUCAGUGUGGAGAUAUUCCAAGCGACUGCUUGUUUACCCGACAAGAACUCUGGUGAUAGGUCUGCCAAGGUCGAGGGACACAACUUGGAAACAGAGGAAAGAUGA
Messenger RNA from Laccaria bicolor S238N-H82, 939 nucleotides. RefSeq lists its product as uncharacterized. The transcript is spliced from 5 exons. NCBI's taxonomy places the organism in Eukaryota, Fungi, Basidiomycota, Agaricomycetes, Agaricales, Hydnangiaceae. The coding region runs from base 1 to 939 and encodes 312 amino acids. The record is from RefSeq and is a predicted model, not a curated record.